This is a messenger RNA of Ectocarpus sp. CCAP 1310/34, 2365 nucleotides long. The record is from the annotation of a GenBank genome assembly. Lineage: Eukaryota; Phaeophyceae; Ectocarpales; Ectocarpaceae.
GUCGAUGCUAAUAAUAAAAGCACACACACACCACGACACCAGAGGACAGACGCCACAGUGACGGAGUGUACACCUGCUGUUGCAGACCCUAAGAGCUCUAAGCAGAGGCGAACCAUGCCUUGUGCGGAAGGUGGGCUGUACCUUCAACAGGACAGAACGCCGCAAGACCCUCAUGGCCACGUCUGCCAGGGAGGAUGUGGAGGGCGGCUCCACGGCAAUUGCGGCAGCGUGUUUGACGACAUCAAGACGCACCGAAUAUGCACCACGUGGGUUACCAGGAUUGGCAAGCGCAAAGCGGCAGCAGCUGGCGGUGCUUGGGCGGGACCAUCUAAACGCCAGAAGGACAAGAGCGGUGGGAGCAAGAAGGGGGGUGUUCGUGCGCGCCCGGACAACAACACGAAGCUUGAGAUUCUCAAGCUGCUGGAUGCGAAGGUCUCUCGAGUACAGAUUGCAGACCGCUUCGGGUGCUCGGAGCGGUUUGUUAGGACUGAAGGCUGACCGGAAGAAGGUGGAGGCUGCGACUGCUGCAGUCGGCGGCAUCCAGAAAACCGCGCGCAAGGGAGACUUUCCGGAGGUGGAUGCGAUAGCUCUUUAUUUGCUCGCCAAAGCCCGGAAGGCCAAGAUGCCCGUCAUACGCGAUGUCCUUCGAAGCUUCGGCCGUUCCGCCAGGACAACCCUGCUGGCUGACACCGCAACUUCAGCAGCAGUAAGAGCGAGGAUCGAGGACUUCAAGGCCGGCGAGAAAUGGGCAAAGAACUUCGUGAAGCGCAACAACAUCCACAGCGUGAUGCUGGCUGGAACGCACGUGACAACAGGCGGCGGGGAGGAGGACGAAGAGGAGGGCAGCGGCGUUGACAACACGGGGCCCGAGCGCCGUGCUCCACCUGCUUAUGCUGAGCUGUCGCCUCACUCCAGCGUCCUAGAAGCGGCAGCAGAUGAGAGUGGCAACGGAGACGCGACGUUCUUCCUAACGAAAGCGAACAUGGCAAUGAUUGCAGCGCAUUCCGCUAAGCGGGUGCGCCAGGCAGACAUGAGAGUUUGUUGCUCCUACGGAGUAAGGGGUGCAGCUGUUGUGCCCGGUAUAGUGCAGAGGCGCACCAUGCCUUGUGCGGACGGUGAACUGUGCCAUCAGCAAGACACAACCCCGCAAGCCCCUCAUGGCCGCAUCUGCAAGGGAGGGUGUGGCGGCCGGCUCCACGGCAAUUGCGGCAGCAUCUUUGAGGACAACGAAAUGCACCGCAUCUGCAGCAAGUGCGUCGCUAAGCCUGACAAGCGCAAAGCGGCACCAGCUGAUGGUGCUGGGGCGGGAUCCUCUAAAUACCCGAAGAAGACGAAGGGCGGGAGUGAGAAGGGUUCUGGUUCUCGUGCGCAGCCGGGCAACAACAAGAAGCUUGAAAUGCUGAAGGCGAUGGAUGCCAAGGUCUCCUACGCGCAGAUUGCAGACCGCUUCUCGUGCUCGGUUCGGUUUCUUGCGACGGUGAGGUCUGACCGGAAGGCGAUCGAGGCGACGGCAGCUGCAGGCGCCGGCAGCCAGAAAACUGCACGCAAAGGAGAUUUGCGGAGGGUAACCCUGCUGGCUGACCCUACGACUUCUGAAGCAGUGAGGGCGAGGGUCGAGGACUUCAAGGCCGGCGACAAGUGGGGAAAGAACUUCGUGAAGCGCAACAAAAUCCAGCGCGUGAGACUUCAUGGCGAGGCUGUUAGCGUCGACAGCGCUGCCAUCAAGGAGGGCAUGGACGAAAUCAGGGCCCUUUGCGCGAAGUACCCCGCUAGGUUCAUCUUCAACGUCGACUCGACAGGCAUCCAGUGCAAGCUCAUGCCCAGGCGCACGUAUCUUUCCUCGAAAGAGGAUCGGAAGACGGCGCGGGGCUCCAAGAGCAUGUACUUCAAGGAUCGACUAUGUGCCAUCAUGUGCUGCAAUGCCGACGGCACAGCGAAGACCAACGCGUGGUUCGACUCCGCGACGUUCCUCAAGUGGUGGCUUGAAGUCUUCCUCCCGUUGGUUCGGCGCUUCACUCACGAACCUGUGCUGCUGCUGAUGGACGGCUGUUCGUCUCACGGUGAUCUAGUGGAUGAUCGGGGGCAAGUGACCAUGAAGAUCCUCCCUCCGCUGUGCACCUCGGUACACCAGCCCAUGGAUCUGGGGAUCAUUACCAAGACGAAGGUCAUCUACAGGAAGGAGCUGCUCGAUGCGAAGACAUCAACCAUGUUGGUGGCUGACACACUUCGUGCUGAAGCCAAAGGCCGCAAGAUGAAGGCCGGGACAAUGGGGUUGGCGCGAGGGUACCAACCUCACCUGCAAGACGCCGCUGAACUUCUCACGAAAGCAUGGGCCAGCGUCACCGCCCAGGACAUUGCUAGGUGA